CUUGGAUAGCAUCAGGGCGAUGUUCACAGUUUAGGGGAGAUGUAAUCAGGGAAAAGUGUUUUUAAAAGAACCAGGGCAAAGGGCUAUUGAACAAGAAGUCGAAGAGCCGAAAAACACCAGAUCAAGAGAGCAGCAGAGUUCAGAGAAAACCCCAGUUCAGAGACAGCGGCAGCGUGACUUGGCUUCCGAGGAGUCCUUCCCUACCUUUCGACCUCAUGAAAACAGCUACGAGAGACCACAAGGGAGCAUGGCCCAGAGUUUCCAGGAUGAAGUGAUCUGCCCUGUGUGUCUGGAUUAUUUCUCUUACCCGACGUCCAUAGAGUGCGGACACACCUUCUGCCUCUCCUGUAUCUUCCGAUGGUCCUGCUCCGCCGCGGAGGUGUCUUUCACCUGCCCCGAAUGCAGGGGGGUCUCCCAGAGGGCGAAUCUCCGGCCCGAUCGGCAGCUGGGGAACCUGGCCCGCCUCGUCCAACGGCAGAGAGGUCUCCUGGAGAGGACCCUGAGCCUGAAGAAAGAGAUGCUCAGAUUCAGAGAGGACAUGACUCUGGAUCCCAGCACGGCCCACAGCUACCUAGUCUUAUCCGAAGAUUUGAGGAGUGUGAGGUGUGGAUUCAGGGAGGAGCCCCUUCCCAACACCCCCGAGCGAUACGAUGAAACCGCCUGCGUCUUGGGCUCCUCUCGAUUCACCCACGGGAGACACUUCUGGGAGGUGGAGGUGGAGGGCAAGACGGAGUGGGAUAUCGGAGUGACUCUGGAAUCUGGGACGCGGAAGGGAGAUAUUACGCUCUCCCCUCAAGAAGGAUUCUGGGCCAUUUGCCUAAGGGAGAGGCAUCAUUUCUGGGCCUCCACAAGCCCCCAGACUCCCCUCUACCUGAGGGAGUGUCCUAACCGCGUGGCAAUUUUCCUUGACAUAGAGGCCGGAAUCAUUUCUUUCUACGACGUCUCCUGCGGCUCCCACAUCUUCACUUUUUCGGACACUUUCUCCGAGCCGCUGCGGCCUUUCUUCUGCGUCGAGCUUCCGGACGGAGGGGAGAACGUGGCCCCGUUGACCAUCUGCCCGGGGCCGGUUGGAGCCUGGAGAGGCCCCGGCCACCUCCCCGAACCCGACAUUCCUCCAGAGAACCCAGCGGCCCCCACCGUGGAACCUCACGACUCCACCCCCUGAUGUCGGGGCCUCUCUCGCAAAGUACCGAACUUUAGGAAUGGGGGAGAAUUGUUUAACCCUCAUAGAAUAUAGAGAAAAAGAGUGGCCAGUACCCCGAUAUCCAGCUUUCCCCACACCAUCGAGGAUCAGCGCCUCGGCAAGAUACAUAGGUUUGGAGCAAAGAUAUCACGCUACCAGUUAUCAUCUGUUUAAAAGUUAAGGAUUUCCAACUACUUUAGCUUAGAUAAUGUGGAAGCAUGAUGUCUCAGCCUUGCUUCAGCCCCUUCUCCUCCAACCAUUCCCCCUAAGCUAUUUUGUUUCGAGGCCAGUUUGAUUGUCCCUAAUCCCCUCGUUUAAGUGAACGAGAGUAACUCCGGUGCCGAGGGUCCCUAGGAAUAGUAGAAUACGGAGAGAAAUAGUAGAGUACGGAUGGGACGUGAUGGGCCUUUAGUCCUGGAAUCCAUUUUGUCUGGCCACGCUGCCAUUAACUCAAAGCGGGCACAUCGCAUAUCCUCCCCUCUCCUUUGUUCUGUCCUAGCCAGGUAUCUAUCUGACAAGAAGUUUGGUUUGUUAAGGUUUCGAGGCAGGAAGAAGCCGGGUCAGGAUUUCUAACCUGCUUAUCAGUAGUGUUUGCUCACCAGAUCCUUAUAAUGGGGAGAACCAGGCAGGGCCUAGUAGUUACCCCGAGUAGAAAUUACUGCCAUUGCAUUAAGAUACGUACAAUGAUUUAUGCUUUUUGAUCACGUGUGAAGCCAGAAUUUUGAACCCUUUGUAUUAUUUGCAGUUGAGCUGGCCUUGACUAGCAGAGGAACUCUGCCCGUCAACAACCACGCCCCGUUAGCGCUGGUAGGUAAUAAAGCCGUCUCUCGCUUACCCUUUCGAACACGACGUAGAACCCGGGAAGUUCUCUUCCACAAUACAGUGUCCAGCUCCACGCUGGGCGUUACUGUCAACUAAGUUUCAGGAGAAAGAGUUGAUGAGUUGAAGACCGGGACGAUGAGCGUUAAUAAAACGUCUGGCCUUUGUGGUA
This is a messenger RNA of Ornithorhynchus anatinus (platypus), 2174 nucleotides long. RefSeq names its product zinc finger protein RFP-like. Gene Ontology annotation, molecular function: protein binding. Lineage: Eukaryota; Metazoa; Chordata; Mammalia; Monotremata; Ornithorhynchidae. The record is from RefSeq and is a predicted model, not a curated record. The transcript is spliced from 3 exons. Bases 248 to 1165 code for a protein of 305 amino acids.